Messenger RNA from Colletotrichum scovillei, 993 nucleotides. RefSeq names its product fic/DOC family protein. NCBI's taxonomy places the organism in Eukaryota, Fungi, Ascomycota, Sordariomycetes, Glomerellales, Glomerellaceae. The transcript has 2 exons. The record is from RefSeq and is a predicted model, not a curated record. The coding region runs from base 1 to 993 and encodes 330 amino acids.
AUGUCUAAUCGGAUUCUGUCCAGCAUGCAGCAGGCGCGUCUUGCCCUGCUCAAGAAGAUUUACAAACCAGCCGCCCACUUGCAGAAAGGAUCCAUCGAGUACGAAAGGCUGGCGCGCUCCGGACGAGUAUGGGAAGAUUAUUUUAUGCCCGGCAACAGCCUCAAGAUGGGCUACGUCGAUGUGCAGCGGAGAAUGACUGGUCUGCUGGAUGAAAUCGAUCACCUCAGAGGGAGACUGCCAGUAAUGGACCUGGGGAAAACCCUGGUUGCCGAGUACGCCCAGCAGUCCGUAAUGAUUGAAAACAACCCUCUUUCAGUGACAGACGCGAUCCGCAUUUCCGACCGCCUGCGAGGUGGCCUUGAACAAGUUGACCUGGCCUCCACGCCCAGCAGCGAGCUUGCCAGACUUGUGACGGCGUGGACUACUCCAAGAGGCGCAGAUAUCACCGAGUCGGCUACGAAUGAGCUGCAGAACCACAUCAUCGCAUCGCAAUGGAUCGCAGAGAACGCGGCGGCCAAGGCUGGUACGGCGGGACUAUGCGAAGCUGAAGUACGAGACCUCGCCGUAGUGUCCGUCGUCAACACAGACUCCGAGUCGGCCUAUGACACCUGGAGAACAGACUCAAAAAAGGCUGGCGGCAACUUGGUAUGGGGAUCGAGAGUCCCGGCCUGCAUGGAGAGGUUCUUUCAAUGGCGAGACCUGCAACAUCGAGAAAAGGCGCUGCACCCGCUGAUCCUGGCUUGUCAGAUGACGGCCUACUUUGUUCUCGUUCAUCCGUUUCCCGAUGGCAACGGGCGUACCAGUCGCAUGGUCAAGCAGGAUUACCUGGCGCGUCAGGGCUACGUUCCCGUCGUCAUCCGGAACUUACAGCGGGAAGACUACCUGCGGAUGAUCGACGGCGCCAGCCAAGGCAAACCGGAGGAAUUCGUAACAGCGGUGCUUGAGGCUCAACUGGCCGUGUUGCACCAGGCUUCCGCGCGCCUCAAGAUGUAG